Molecule: messenger RNA, 735 nt
Organism: Rhagoletis zephyria (snowberry fruit fly)
Lineage: Eukaryota; Metazoa; Arthropoda; Insecta; Diptera; Tephritidae
Source: RefSeq, a predicted model, not a curated record
AUGGACGAAAUGGAUUGGUUCCUACUUAAAGGUCUCCGGAAGGGGAAAAAUGGCACUCCUAUGGCGCAGAAUAGGGCAUUUGUGUGGGUGUUGUUUGGAAACGCGAUUUCUUCGCAAAAACAUCCUGAUUCUAUCUCGACGCUUUAUUGUGACACCCAGCUAACGCAACUCAUCACAAGGUUUUGGGAACUCGAGGAGUUGCAGCCAAAGAAGCAUUAUACGUCCGUACGUUACUGCGAGAAGCUGGUCGAAGAUACCACCAAACGAGCAGGAGACGGUCGCUUCAUUGUACGCUUGCCUCUUAAAAAAGAGGUUCCGAUUGGUGAAUCGAGGGCCGCAGCAGUUCGAGCUUUGCUGCGAAUGGAAAGGAUAUUCGCCGCGAGCAAAGGUCUUCAUGAAGAGUACAGCAAGUUCAUGCAAGAGCUUAUAGACUUGGGUCACAUGGAGCCAGCCGGUCCAGUUACUCAAGCCACUUACUACAUACCGCAUCACGCAGUGGUCAGAGAAACGAGUACCACAUCCAGCUAUUCACUGAACGACGCUCUAAUGGUAGGCCCUCGGCUGCAACAAGAUCUGUUCUCGAUUUUGGUGCGCUUCCGCACCAUCGCUACGGUCUUAUUGCUGACAUCGAGAAAAUGUAUCGGCAGGUCUACGUUGCUGAGCAGGAUGAUGAUUAUCAACGUAUUGUAUGGCGUGGAUGUUCUUCAGAGCCAUUGCGUGACUACCGUCUUUUAA